This is a messenger RNA of Fusarium redolens, 1486 nucleotides long. RefSeq names its product region-domain-containing protein. The record is from RefSeq and is a predicted model, not a curated record. Gene Ontology annotation, cellular component: Golgi membrane. Gene Ontology annotation, molecular function: glycosyltransferase activity. The transcript has a single exon. NCBI's taxonomy places the organism in Eukaryota, Fungi, Ascomycota, Sordariomycetes, Hypocreales, Nectriaceae. The coding region runs from base 66 to 1301 and encodes 411 amino acids. Gene Ontology annotation, biological process: GPI anchor biosynthetic process.
AUUCCCCCCAACCCAUCAAUUCUCUCUCCAAACAUCCUCUCUUCAAUCGCACGCGACAUGAAGACAUGCGCCCUUCCCACGCAAACAUCGGCUUCUGGCUGAUGUGGUUCACCGCCCUAAUCUGGUCCUACCGCAACUCCUACGACGACCCUUCAUCCUUCUUCUACAAGUCCCGCAUCGCCUUUAACCGUCGCUACUCAGCCCUCCGCGAAAAACAAGUCGACGCUUUCCUCGAACGCGAGAUUUAUCCCGUCGCGCAUAAACAACGCACCGAAGUACAAGUCGACAAUGAAUUUCUCUGCAUCGGCAUUCCCAGUAUCAAUCGUACGACAUCGGGCUUUUUGGCGCAUACGGUCGGAAGUCUUGUUGAUACGUUGACGCCGAAUGAGCGUAAUCAGAUUCACAUUGUUGUUCUGCUAGCGGAUAAAGAUCCCACGAGACACUUCGCUUAUGGGAAGGAUUGGUUGUUCGGUCUGGCCGACGAUGUUUUAGUGUAUUCGAACGAUACGAAAACUGAGUCGAAGCUCAAUUACAAAGUUCUUCCUCACGAUGUUCGCGGUAUGGGACGAAGCGACGAUCGCGUGGAGAACAUACGACUUGACCACUCGGUCCUCUUCGAAACGUGUCGAAAACGCGAUCCGACUUAUUUUGCGCUCAUCGAAGACGAUAUCAUAGCUUCGCCCGAUUGGUUCACGAGGUUCAAAAAGGGUGUUAUGGAAGUUGAACAGAAGGCGACCGAUGCGCAUAAAGAUUGGAUGUACCUGCGGUUAUUCUACUCCGAGAUCUUUAUGGGCUGGAACAACGAAGAGAUCUUUGACUAUUUAAAGGUCGUCAUACUGGGAUAUACCGCCUUGAUAGCGUGUCUCUUACUCGCGCUGCGAUGCAGACAACGCCGCCACGCUGGAUCAUUCGCAACCAAAGAUUUCGCCCAAACAGUCGCUCUACUCCUCGGUCUCUGGAUCCCCGCCUGCCUAGCCCUCGCCUUUGUCACCGGCCGAAUCACACUCCACAGACUCUUCACGCGCUCGCCCACGGUGCGCGAAAUGCCACGGUACGGAUGCUGUGCACAAGGGCUGGUGUUUCCGAACCAUCACUUGCAGAACCUGCAGGAUUUUCUGCGGGAGCCGCCGUAUCAGUUCCCGGGGGAUAUGAUCAUGGAGGAUUACGCGAGGGAUAAUGGGUUGAGCAAGUGGGCGCUUGAUCCGAGUGUUUUGCAGCAUGUUGGGCUGGUUGAGUCGAGUGAUGGGCCGAGAAGGGCAGAGGUUUGGAACUUUAGUUUUGAGAGGUUGAAGGGUUCGUGAGGGCAGGGCAGCAAGCAUUGUAUUGUCGCGAUAGAGAUACCCGAUGUAAUUGUACAUACCAAGCAUUUGAGCGUGGCGAUCAAUUGGCGCACGCGAUGUGAAGCAGGCUCUUCAUCUGCGCGUCGCCUUCAUCUGUACAUGACGAUCAAUCGAUGCAUCGCAAUUGAAUAAAAGUUCAUUCGCAC